CUUGGGGUGCACCUCUUUGGCCGCGGGAAGGGAAUUUCAGUUCACUGUAUGUGCUGUUGCCCAUCUAAUUCGACCCUACAAUGUCCUCUGCGACCGUCUUGAGAUCUCGGGUCGCCACCGUGGUAGGCACCGUUGCGGCCACGGGCGCCGCGGUGGGCGUCGCAUCCAGGUUCUAUAGCGGCGGUCCGGUGCGCGCAGACUCACCAGCGUCGCCGCGCAGGGUAUUUGGCGGUGGACCGGCCUUCGUGUCGCUGCCGCUGGAGAGCUCGGAGACGGUCAAUCACAAUACGAAGAGGCUGCGGUUUCGGUUGCCCGAGAAGGAUGCGGUCAGCGGGCUGUCCUUGACGUCUGCUCUUCUGACAUUCUCGUGGCCAAAGAAUCAAUGGCUACCGGUCAUCAGGCCGUACACCCCUGUCAGCAGUUCAGAUGAACCCGGAUUCGUCGACUUCCUGGUCAAGCGCUACCCCGACGGCAAGCUCAGCACGCACCUCCACUCGCUCGAACCUGGCCAGUCCCUCCGAUUCCUCGCCGCGCUCAAGGGCCCCCAGUGGACGCCCAACCAGGUGCCGAAUGUCGUCCUCAUCGCCGGCGGCGCGGGCGUCACGCCGUGUUAUCAGCUCGCGCAGGGCAUCCUGCGGAACCCAGAGGACCGGACCGCGGUCACGCUCGUGUACGGCGCCAACAGCGACGCGGACGUGCUGCUGCGCGACGAGCUGACGGACUGGGAGAGGAGGUUCCCGGGGCGGUUCAGGGUGGUGUACACGGUGAGCCGGCCGGCGGAGGGAUCAAAGUACAGGCAGGGUUAUGUGAACGAGGAGCUGUUGCGCACGUCCUUGACGGGUGUGGAUGGUAAGAGCACCAAGGUGUUUGUGUGUGGGCCGCCGGCGAUGGAGAAGAGCUUGGUGGGUGACAGCUCGACGAAGGGCGUGCUUGAGGCACUUGGAUAUCGCAAGGACCAAGUCGCCACAUUUUGAAGCGAUAUAGACAUUGAGACAUAGAGGUGGUAGAA
Messenger RNA from Purpureocillium takamizusanense, 1009 nucleotides. Its product is annotated as Cytochrome-b5 reductase. Gene Ontology annotation, molecular function: cytochrome-b5 reductase activity, acting on NAD(P)H. Bases 81 to 974 code for a protein of 297 amino acids. NCBI's taxonomy places the organism in Eukaryota, Fungi, Ascomycota, Sordariomycetes, Hypocreales, Ophiocordycipitaceae. The transcript has 3 exons. Gene Ontology annotation, biological process: ergosterol biosynthetic process. The record is from RefSeq and is a predicted model, not a curated record.